UGGCUGUUUAUAGAUACCACUGGUGGAGUUAAACAGCAGCAAAUGCUGACAGUUUAGGCUCAGUGUUUGCAUCUCACUCUUUGGAACGGAGAAAUGGAGCUUCUUCAGAGCCUGCUGCUGGCGUUGAUUGGAGUUAUAGGGAUUCCUUCCCUGUCUCUCCUCUCCUGGGCGAUUUACUAUGAUCUUUCCAGGAGUGAAAUUCCACCUGGAUUUGACAGUCCAUUAAAGCUUCGAGGUCUUCACUGUCUUGCCAUAAUGGCAUUCACUGCGGUAAGUUGGGGACUGGAUGAGCCGUUAGUUGAGCCAGCAGGUCCUUCUUAUGUUCUUUUGGGAAAGGUGAUUAAGAAAUGUAUUAUUAUUAUUAGAGUUAAUAAUACUUAUCUGUAGGCACCAGGCAAAAACAUUUCUAUAUCUUUUCAAGGUGUUAUUGGUUUGCUUUGUUCUUUCAUUGUGUAUUUUGGGUUUUUAUCUUGCAUUUUUUUGCUGUGAACCACCCUGAGAUCCUUUCAAGAAGGGCAGUAUAUUUAUUUAAUUAAAAAUAAUAAAUAACAGUUUAUAUAUUUAAGUAAUUCAUAUACUGCUGAAUCCAACAUGCAUAAUGAAAUCAGUAAAAUCAAUGAAUUCACUUGACGAUGUGAUGAAGAUAUUAUCACUUUCAACAAGGGCUUCCUUUCAGCCUAUAGAAGGACACACAUAGAGAGAAAAAGCCCUAUUUUCUUUACGUCAUGGUUUCUUCAGGAAAGCACAUAUUGCCUCAUAGGCAAGCAAGGAGACUGUGGAUUGUUUCUCCAAAGCUUAGCUUGUUUCCCAGCUUCUUUUGCCUCUGUACUUUGGCGGGUGUUUAGGUUGGGGUGACCAAUUCUAAGCUGACCAAUUGAAAUUAAUGGACUUGGCUAACAUGUGCUCAUUCAUUUCAAUUGGUCUACUUUAAAUGUUGAUUUAAGCAGAGUCUGUCGUGGCCAGCGGAAGGAUGAGGAAAAUGUGUUACAUACUCCAUAUAGCUUUAUUUACAGUUCAAAGCUGGUAUAUUACAGAAAGACAUCUUGUCUCUGCAAGAGCAGAAAAUGCAUCCUCUCUCCUCAACAGCUUGGAGAGAAUCAACCAGUGAAAAAAACAGGAAACCAGUGUACGUCACAUCCAGUCUCCCUUUCCCGUGAGAAACUCCAACAGUACCUCUGACUGUGGAAUGCAAAACAAUGUCUUGUGACUGCAGUUGCUGCUCAGUGAGGGAAAUAGAAACCAACAUCCUCCCCCUUUCUGUGAACAUCACUGGGCAGCGUGUUUGCACAAUAUCAGUACAAACCCAACUUCUGCACAUAGGUACAGUGUUGAUCCCUUGAUACAAUCUUGGACAAUACAUCAGCAGGAAUUUCAUUACCUGGCAUAUAGGACACCGUUACGAGUCCCUUCUGAAUACAUUCCCUAGCAUGCUGCAACUUUAAUUGCAAGUGCUUUGUGCUUUGCUUACAACCUUCAGACUUCAGCAAAGCCAAACAUGCUUUGUUGUCCUGGUAAACCUGGAUUGGACAUUUGACAGGAAUUUUCAUAUCUUUGCACAAUUGUACUAACCAUUCACAAUCCUUAAGUGAAUAAGACAGUGCAUUCAGUUCAGCUUCACAAGUACUUAAGCUAACUGUUGUUUGCUUCUUGCAUGACCAAUCAAACAGACUCUGAUUGUACAUGUAGCAAACUCCAGACGUACUUUUCCUGUCUGUAGUGUCACUUCCAAAACUUGCAUCUGCAAAUAUCUCAAGACCACCAGACUUCUGAUUGUUAAAUCUCAGUCUGUAAUGCAUAGUGCCUUUCAAAUACCGCGCUAUGCGUUUCAGAGCUUUCCAAUCCUUGACACUAGGAUUGUUGACUUGUCUGCUUAGCAAAUUACAGCUAACAGCAAUGUCUGGUCUUGAACAUCUGGCAAUGAAGUUUAGCUUGCCUAGCACACUCCUGUACAGUGUAGUGUCAGAAAAUGCUUCUUCAGUGUCAUCUACCUGAUAACCUGUUGUCAUCGGUGUGUCUACAGGGUUAGCAUCCAUCAGAUUUAGUUUGCUUAACACAUCAGCAAUUUUCCGUGACUGGUGUACUAGAAUGUUACCAUCUUGAUCUCUCUCUAUUUCCAGAGAUAGGUAGUUGUUUACCUCACCAAGAUCUUUCAUGUCAAAGUGCUCUUUCAGUUGAGCUAGGGCGCUAUUGUACAUUGCAACAUCUUUCCAAAAGAAUAAUAAAUCAUCAACAUAAAACAAACAGUACAGUUUCUUUUGCCCCUCCUCUUUGACAAAUACACAUGGAUCAGCUUUCCUUGCUGAAAACCUAGAGAAAACAAUACUUCAGUGAGUUUUGUGUGCCAACACCGUGCACUUUGUUUGAGACCAUAAAGGGAUUUCUUCAGAGCACAAACAAAUCCCUGUUUUACCUGUACGCCAUCAGGUGGAAGCAUAUAAAGUGAUUCAUUUAGAGAUCCGUACAGAAAAGCUGUAUUAAUAUCAUGGUGACUAAUGUGUAGAUUUUCCUCUGCAGCUAGCUUGAGCAUAAGCCUAAUGCUUUCAUAUCUCACUGUGGGUGAAUAGGUCUCGUGAUAGUCUUCACCUGGUACCUGUGCAAAACCUCUGGCUACCAAUCUGGCUUUGUGUCUGACUAUCUUGCCAUUUUGAUCUGUCUUCGCUUUGAAGACCCAUUUGCUUCCAAGCAGUUUCAUUCCUGGAACUACUGGAACUAGCUCCCAUGUUUUGUUCCUUUCUAAGGAAUCAAGCUCAGCCUUCAUGGCAUUUAACCAUGGCUCAGCUUCCUUUGAAUCCAAACCCUGGAUUUCUUGGAAACUUGAAGGUUCAAAUACCUUCUUGGAGCUUUUAACAGCUGUUACUGCUAUCUUAGCAAACUCAUCAGCAAAUCUCUUUGGAGGUUUGCCUUUUGUGGCUCUCUGUGACCUACGAAUUAUCCUUAAGUCUUCAACACUCUCCUCUUCCUUCUUAGGAGAAAAACGACCUAUUGUGAACAAUGGUUCCUCCAAUUCUUGAUCAGAGCUUUCAGAGGGUCGCAUAGAGGCUUUCGCACUCUUGAAAUCCUCUGAAUCACCUGAUUCAGUUUCAGAUUCAGACUCAGAACCUUCAUCAGUGGGUGUGGGUUGUUGUGGUUGCUUUUGACUAUCCUCAGUCUCAUCACCGUCAUCAGGAUAACAUUGGAAAAUUCCCACAUUCUCCCCCCACUUUGCAUUGUACUCAACACUUCUCGUGAGCUUAAUUGUCUUAGAGUCAGUCAUCAUUAUUCUGUAAGACCCUUUCUGAUAACCUAGAAAGAUACCAUGCAAUCCACGCUUGUCUAACUUGGAGUUUUGUGGUGAGCGAACCCACAUGUCAGAACCAAAAUCUUCAUGUGUUUGAUGUAUGGCUUCUUGCCAAACAUCUUCUCAUAGGGGGUACAACCAAUCGCUGAACAUAACCUGCGAUUGUAACUGUAAACAAAACACGAGAGAGAUUCGGCCCAAUAACUCUCUGGAAGAUUGGCAUCAUGCAGCAAGGUUUUUAACCCUUGAAGCAAUGUCUGAUUUGCCCGUUCCGCAAGUCCAUUCUGCCAUGGCGAGCGAGGACUAGACAAAUCGUGUUGAAUUCCUUUCUCAGUCAGAAAAGCUUCAAACUGCUGAGAAGUGAAUUCCCCCGCGAUCACUGAAAAGAGUCUUUAUCUUCUUACCAUGCACAUUUUCCAACCAAGCACAGAAUUCCUUGAACCUAGGAAAAGCCUCCGAUUUCUGCUUGAGAUUGUACACAAAAAUAUAUCUAGAAAAUGCAUCAAUGAGAACCAUGAAGUAUCUAUUUCCACCCAAAGAGGGCGAUAGUGGUCCAACCAAAUCAGCAUGAACAACCUGGUAUGGUUCUGUAGCUUUCCUACUAGACACCUUACCUUUCGCAGCCAUUUUCACCUUGUUUGCUGCGCAUGCUUUGCACUUCAUGUGGUACCUGCAGGGUUUAAUAGUCAUACCUUCAACCAAGGCAGGCAUUUUAGAUACUGCCUCAAAAUGCAAAUGACCAAAUUUGCGAUGAAAAUCGUGAAUACAUUCUGCAUGCAAACUUUUGUUAGAACCUGCAAUGCAACAAGUGUCAUCCUGCACCACAUCAUCAUAAUACAAAACAAACAAAUGAUCAACAUAUUCUGCAUGCAAUACAUAAUCAUUUUUCUUUGUGAUGAUGCACUUCUUGUUCUUGAAGGAAACGUCAAUGUUCCGCUCAUUCAGCUGUCCAACGCUGAGCAGAUUAUGUUUGGCGUCUGGCACGUAAAGCACAUUCUGUAUCGAUAAGUCCAAACUGUGAAGAACAACAGUUCCGUAGCCUUUACUGGGAAUAGUGUGGUCAUCCGCCUGGUGAAUCGCACCUUCCUGCGGUGUAAAAGACACAAACAGUUUCUUAUCGUUGCACAUGUGGUGGGUGGCCGCUGAAUCAACAACGAAGAAAGAUCUAGACGUCUUCUGGACCUCUGCAACCUUUGGAGUGAAGCGUGAAACCAUAGCCUUGUGCUGCGUUGUCCUAGACACCGGACCUUUGCCUUUGCCUCGGCCUUUUCCGCGCGAUGAGCUUUCGCUGCGCUGCUCUGUCUUGGCCCUGGGAUGUCUGCAUUCCCUCUUCAUAUGGCCUAGACGUCCACACGAGUAGCAUUUGACUGCCUGCAAAGCUUUGGCGCCAUCUGGUGGUUCCACUGCACUAUGGGAUGACGUCUGUGAAGACUCUCCCUUGCCCAUGCAGCUAGCACCCCGGCGAUCUACUUCAUUUAAAAUCACGGCAGUAACAAAGUCCACUGUCAGCUGAGCAGUUGGUUGCACAGCAAUCUGGGUUGCAACAGACUCCCAACCUGAACCCAAAGAUUGUAGUAUCAUGAAAGAAUACACAGCCUCUGGAAAGUUGAGUCCUCUCUGUUGCAGCUCAUGUCUGAGAUUUUGCAUCUCCAUUAGAUGUAAACGCACAUCUCCACCUUCAGCAAGAGCCAUAUUAUGCAGCUUGUUAAAAUAAAACAUUGUGGAUCCAGCUUCUGUCCUUAAAUGAGCCUCUCUCAGAGCGUCCCAAAUUUCUCUGGCUGAGGUCUUAUCACGCAACAGACAGAGCUCUUCUGGGGAUACUAUCAAUGUAAGAGUUCCCCUUGCUUUGGAAUCCUUAGCUUCCCAUGCAUCUGUAACUGGAACUGGGGGGGUUCCUGUAAUCACCUCAAACAACCCCUCUUUCCGCAGAAUUGCCUCUGCAUACUGAACCCAGUCGCUGUAAUUUGUCUUGUUGAGCUUAGGAAUCCCACAAGCAUCCUGAAGGGCCAUCAUGACUCUGGCAUUAGCCGUCAGCGUCAUAUCUGUGCUGCUUUAAAUCUUGCUGCGUCACUGCUGCAGCUGCCUCAUUACAAAGGCACACUUAAAAGUUACUUUCGAUUUCCCCAGCAUAGUGACUUGUGCCUGGGAGCCUUUUGCCUAUUUGCAAAACCGGCUUUAAAAGUUCAAAGUCCAGCCAUAAAGCCAUUAUCUUGAAGCUGGCAGGCUGCCCGGAGCAGUAGCACAUACCUCAUCAAUCACUUCUACGCGCAGAGCAGAUUCCUUUCCGAUCCGUCCCUCUGCAUUCCGAUCUGCCGGCACUGCGAUUCGACCUCUGGAGUCCAUAACCACGUGUUGAUUUAAGCAGAGUCUGUCGUGGCCAGCGGAAGGAUGAGGAAAAUGUGUUACAUACUCCAUAUAGCUUUAUUUACAGUUCAAAGCUGGUAUAUUACAGAAAGACAUCUUGUCUCUGCAAGAGCAGAAAAUGCAUCCUCUCUCCUCAACAGCUUGGAGAGAAUCAACCAGUGAAAAAAACAGGAAACCAGUGUACGUCACAUCCAGUCUCCCUUUCCCGUGAGAAACUCCAACAGUACCUCUGACUGUGGAAUGCAAAACAAUGUCUUGUGACUGCAGUUGCUGCUCAGUGAGGGAAAUAGAAACCAACAAUUUGGAUACCACCCACUGUGAAUAGGUUGCAAAUGUGGGCACUAUUAUCAUGAGACUUUUCCUUUGCCCAACAGGGGAAGUGUCUUGAGCUGCUGGGUGUCUGCAGACAGGUUGCCGUUAUCCGCUUCCUCCAGAGUUUCUGGAAUCCAAGAGCGGAUCCCAGCCUCUCUUCCAAAGAUCUGCAUUUCGAUGGGGUGCCUGUGAGGGUUUAUCAGUCCAAAACACCAUCUGCUGGCCCAAGGAAAGGAUUUGUGUUCUUCCAUGGAGGUGCUGGGACGGUUGGGAGCAUCGGUAAGAGAUUAAAGCUGUGAGCCUAUGAACACUUACCUAGAGGCAAGCCCCAUUGAACUCAAUAAGCCCAUGUAGAAUCCUAGAAAUGUUGUGAAACCUCUAUUGUCAAACCUCCAGUCAAAGAGAGCCCGCCACCUCCCAAGCGAGGCGGUUCCCUGUCAAACAACUCUUACCAUGUUUAAUUGGAAUCUCCUUUCUGGGUAGAAGUGCUUCAGAUAUCAUUGGAAGAGAGGUUUACAGGGCUGAAAUACAAGAGUGUUGGUGGUAGUUCCUGAAGAGACAAAGGGCACACGUGUGCUUUGGAUUUGCAUAUGUUAAUUUAUACACAUGGACCCUCUUGUUCUCAUGGCUUCCCAGAUCCCACCUCUCUAGUGGUCAAUGGUCAGGGAACCGGGGAGCUGCACUCCAGCAAGCAGCCCCUGGGGGAGGGACAGAUGCCCCCCACUGCUGAUACUGACCCAUUCCUUUCAUAAAAUUCAUAUAACACUUGAUUUCAUAGAACCUCAAAUAGGUUCACAAAUAUGUAUCUAAUAGGUUGCUGUUCCUGAUUGCUCUGCUUACCAACCCAGCCACCCUCCCACCCCUGGCCACCCCCUCAUUUACACCUGACCAAAUCCCACACCCACCCACCACACCCACAUGUGUUAAUUUAUACAUAGUGAUAAUUAAUACAUAGGUCAGCUUUCCAAAACCCAUAUCCCGAAACUGGGCCUCUGCCAGGUUUCCAUCUCACAAAACCAAUUUUACAAGUUGGCAAGUAGCAGUGCCACUUUCAGAAACACAAAACAACAAACUUGUUAUCAGAGUUCCCCAAAUCGCCUGCCAUCAUGCCCCAAAUUUCCCCAUGCAGGUGAGCAGAGUGCUGUUGCAGCCAGGCUCUCUUUGUGGGCCUCCUGCUGACAUCUGGUUGGCCUUGGGGAGAACACAAGGCUGGGCUGGCUGGGUCUUUGGCCUAAUCCAGAAUGGCUCUUUCCCAUCUCUUAGGGACAAUAUGAGUGGUUGAGAGAACUGGACUCACACCAGGUUUCAUCUCACAAGACCAAUUGCAAUGUAAUAGGUGGGCAGUUAACAAGUCCCAUUCAGUAGCCUUCCAUUGCAACAGCCUAUGAAGCAGGAACUGUGGGAGGAAGGUAGGCUAGGAUUAAGUGACACAUGAAGAAAUUGGGAGUCAGGAGACUGGUGACACAACCUCUUGCAAGAGCUUGCUAUUGCUACAGAUAUUCAUAUUUGGGGGAAUGGGGGCACCUGUGCCCCUCCAAGAUCUUGCUUCCUGGAAUAAAACUCCCAUGCUCCCUCACUUCAACAGCUAGGCAGAUUUCUUCUAAGGUGGAGAUUUGGGAGGUUCUUAUAACAAGUUUGUUUUUCCUGUCUCUGAAAAUUGAAAUAGGUUUGCAUAUAUGAAUACAAACGAUAACAUCUUAAUUCAAUGAAAGCUUGCAACUCAUAGAUCUGCGUGUAAUGAUCUCAGGCAGGCAAAGAGGUCUGAUAAGAAUUAAUGAGCCUCUGGAAAAUUUAUGUACGUUUAUUUACAGUUCAAAAUCACAGAGCAUGCCAAAUGCCUGUCAUUCUCCGAUACGAAGUGCUCAGUUUGAGUUUCCAUUUCUCAGACAGCACAAAGGGAGACAAGAUACGAUCUUUCCCCUUUCCCCCUUACUUAGCAUUUUCACCUUCUCCUCCAUCCUGCUGCGAGGAGAAUUUGGGCAUCCUCCCCCCUCGCUGUCCAGCGAAGAUUCCUCUGAGAGCUCUACUCUAGUAUCCUCUUCCAGGACAUCUCUCCCCCCUCCCCAACAUUCUGAAGCCGCAAACUCCCUGCCUUUGUUACCCUUCUGGCUUCAUAAGACUGAGAAGGAAGGGGGGCCAAGUAAACCCACCCUUGCCUUGCCUGAGGCUGCAAUGUCUCUGUUAUGUACUGAGUUGAAUAGGAUCCAAACUCCAGUAGUCUCAUUGGUCCUAGAACAAUAGGAUUCAGAAUGCAGCAGUCUGAUUGGUCCUAGAACAAUGCAGCAGUAUGAUUGGUUGGCAGGAACCACCCAAUCAUGCUCCAGAUAGAAGUGAAUCCACAACCUGAUUGGCUUACAGUAGAAUUCCGGAAUUAGCCAAUCAUGUGCAGUCCAUUGUGUAAAUAAUGUAUAUAAGGCAGAUACUUUGAGGGGACAUUCAUUCAUUCCUCCUCACCACUAUGAGCUGAAUAAAGAGCAUGAAAUCACUUUGCGACUCUGAGUAUAUUUCAGUCUCAUUCUCAGAGUCAGCCUCAUUCUCAGAAUCAGACCCCUCCCAAGCGUCUCACCCUGCUGGAUCCCCGACACCAUGCCCCAUAUCUCUUAAGUUGAAGAUUUGUUUGUGUCUGGGGGAGGGGGUGGGAGGUUGUAAUUUUGUUCAAUUUGUUUUUAUAUGUGAACCUAUUUAAUUUGCAGUUUGGGAAGCAAUUUGUGAACUCAAAGUCAGUCUCUGAUGCUUACAAUGCAGCUCUCUAGCAAUGGGAUGUUCACAGGGCAUAAAAAGGCUUAUGUCAGUGAAUAUUGCAUGUACCAAUAUUGUAUGAAAGGGAAGAUUUCUUUGCAAAAAAUGUGCUUUUUAAGGCAAGAUUGGAGGCAGCAGUGCUUCUGCCUAGCAGUUGCUGGAAACCCUGGGCAGGUAGAGAAUUGAAGGUAAGUGUGACAUCCCUGCCUGUGAUUACUGGGAGUUGCAGUCUCACAGCAUCUAGAGCAGGGGUAGGCAAACUAAGGCCUGUGGGCCGGAUGCGGCCCAAUCACCUUCUCAAUCCGGCCCGUUGACGGUCUGGGAAUCAGUGCGUUUUUACAUGAGUAGAAUGUGUGCCUUCAUUUAAAAUGCAUCUCUAGGUUAUUUGUGGGGUCUGCCGGGUGUUUUUACAAGAGUAGGAUGUGUGCUUUUAUUUAAAAUGCAUCUCUGGGUUAUUUGUGGGGCAUAGGAAUUCGUUCAUCCCCCCCCCCAUAUAGUCUGGCCCAUCACAUGGUCUGAGGGACGGUGGACCGGCCCACGGCUGAAAAAGGUUGCUGAUCCCUGAUGUAGAGCAAUGGAAGCCAAAGGUGUCAUCCUUCGGGUUCUGCUGUGACUUAUGUCCAUGCAUUUCAGUGGGACUUCUGUGAAUGCAUCACCCCUGGGUUGUGAAACAGCUUCCUUUCGUUACGUAUAUCUUCCACAUAAUUGCUUCCCAAUUUUGAAUUUCCCUCCCAACUUGCUAGCAUUCUAUGAAGAUGUCUGCAGCAAGAUUGCCAAGGAGACUGAUUCAGUGGUUGUGUCUGUUGGGUGAGUAAACACAACCCCAUGGCCUUUUGUAGGGAAGGAGUGUAGGGGCCCAGCAUGCUGCUGUAUUUCAGGCUGGCAUCCCUUGCCAUAUUCCCUGCAGCAGAAAGAGGCUCCCCACGAAAGCUGUCAACAUUCUGUUCUGUGAUUGAAAAUCAGAGCUUCAUGUGCUUAAGACAUGAACACGCUCGCUUUUGUGGGGGGACUAUGAACUGGGCAUAAGGCCUUGCACAGC
This is a messenger RNA of Podarcis lilfordi (Lilford's wall lizard), 9731 nucleotides long. NCBI's taxonomy places the organism in Eukaryota, Metazoa, Chordata, Lepidosauria, Squamata, Lacertidae. The record is from the annotation of a GenBank genome assembly.